Messenger RNA from Microplitis mediator, 694 nucleotides. RefSeq names its product DNA-directed RNA polymerase subunit beta-like. Bases 170 to 421 code for a protein of 83 amino acids. The record is from RefSeq and is a predicted model, not a curated record. NCBI's taxonomy places the organism in Eukaryota, Metazoa, Arthropoda, Insecta, Hymenoptera, Braconidae. The transcript has 3 exons.
AUUCUGCUUUUGAACACAAAAGACAUUGAUAAUAAAAUAUAUUAUGUUAGGCUAUUAGUGACUUAUUCGCCGAUGUAUGAUCAACUGAUAGCAAAUAGUAUAAAUGAAACUGAUAGCUCAGAGAAUUAAAUAGUCAUUUAAAAAUUUUUGUCGUAGUUACUCGAUAAAUAUGAAAUUGAUUUUAUUAUUAUUAAUCGUGAGUGCGGCAGUGAUGGCAGUGCCAGUGAAUAAUAAAAAUCACAAACGGAGUUUUGACCUGUUCAAUUAUUUCAAAUACGGACAUAAACGCAAUGAUAAUUAUAAUAAUGAGUAUGAAUAUAAUUAUAACGAUAAUGAUGCAGAAAGUCAAAUUGGUGGUGAAAUGAUUAUGGAUUCAAAUGGAAGUAUAUUUUGUCGAUAUUUAAAUGAGAAUCAAGUGUAAUUAAAAUUUUUAUAUUUUUAAAAUUAUUAUUGGUAUUGAUAUUUAAGAUUACGUAUAUUUCGUCAUUAAAAAUAUUUUACGACAAUGAUUGUAUAUAUUUUUAAAAAAAAAAUGUUUUUUUUUCAAUCCUUAUGAAUCACGAUAAUAAAACGGUACGUUAAUAAAAUACCGGCCAUUUAUAAAAUAUGUCAAGUGACUCUUAUUAAUUAACAGAGAGUUAAAAAAAUUACUGAAAAUAAAAAACCACAGAAUAACUUUUCUACUUAAUUUAAU